AAAGACACAAUUACGUGCUGAUCUUAUCACAUUUUCUUCGUACCAGUAGGCCUAUUAUUGAUAUUAAAAUUAAUCAGUUCUGGAAUUGGGAGUGAUAACAGGUGACUACUUGCAGCUCUUCACAUACUCCAACAUGCCGCGUAGAACUAAACGUAAAGCUGCGACAGCUGCUGAUACAGAUGAUGGCGAUGGAUCGACAUCUUCAACAUCUUCAGUCACAAGGCCCCAAGAGCGUACAGCAGCACCUCAAACCGAAGACUCCCCUGCCAAACACACCCGAAGACAAGAGCACAUGAAAAGAAGUGUCAGUGCUACUGCUGCGUCAUCUGAUGUGACUGAAAGUGAUAAUGUAGCUACAACCUCGGCCAUCUCACCUCCUGUAGAAAUCCCUCGGUUGACCAAGAAAAAAACGAACGUGCAGCAAUCGGCAGCUCCUCCACCUCGGAACCAAUCCCCAAGCAAUAGCACAGAAAGUCAAGAGCAGGAACAGCCUCGCUUCCCGCAGAAAGAGACUGAAUUCAAAACCCGGAAGUCCAUGCGUCGAAUGCUCACUCAGGAUGAAGAGGACGAUCUCGUGACGUGUCUGAGGGAGCACACCUUUCUGUACGAUAAGUCAUCUGCCCAGUUCAAAAUGAGAGAAAAAAAGAGCAGGACAUGGCGGGAAAAGAAGGACGAAUUGGACUUGAAUCCCGGAGAUCUGUCAUCGAUUUGGUAUCUCAACAUCAAGACAUCUCGCAAGUCAGGAUCUGGUACUGCAGAGCGAACAGCAAGACAGGAAUGGAUUCUGAACAAAUUUGAAUUCAUCCGGCCAUACCUGGUUCAGUUGCGUCAUCAGAGAGGAUCCAAUUUUGCUGGAAAGAGGAAGGAGCUUGCCCCAGAGGAAACAGAUGAUGAUGGUGAUGCCGCUUCUGAUUUGUCAGCACCAUCAACUUCAUCUGGAGGCGGUCAAAAAGCAGCUAGUGCAAUCUCCUCGCUGACAUCUGAGUUGGAGUCCGUGCGUGGUGCCAUUACAGGUGCACGGGAUGCAGCUUCUCAGGGUGGCCAGUUUUUGGUGUACUUGAUGCGCCAAAUGGAUCAGCAAAGGAUGAAUUCGUUCAUCACCCGAGUCACUAGGCAGGCUCUCGACCUUGUGGAUGAGAGCCGAGGGGAGAAAUUGCUGCCUACGCGUCCUCCUGCAUCUACGUUCAUCAACUUCUUCUUUUUCGAGGUGAACCACAGCCAUUACCCUCUUUCUCUGGAGCUCUAA
Molecule: messenger RNA, 1246 nt
Organism: Lytechinus variegatus (green sea urchin)
Lineage: Eukaryota; Metazoa; Echinodermata; Echinoidea; Temnopleuroida; Toxopneustidae
Exons: 3
Coding region: 134-1246 (370 amino acids)
Source: RefSeq, a predicted model, not a curated record